GGCUUGCUUGCAUAGCUCCCUAGCUAGCAAUGGCGGCGCUCCCGUUGUUCCUCCGUCCCGUCCUGCUGGCCGCCGCCGCCUGCUUGUCGGUCUCGGUCUCGAUCAUCUCCAACGCCGGCGUGGCGGAGGCGGGCUUCGGCUUCGGCUACCAUGGCGGCGACGACGACUGGAGCAAGAGCCGCGUGGCGUCGAUCGUGACGGAGAAGCUAUACAGCGACAUGUUCAAGCACAAGGACGACACGGCCUGCCCAGCGCACGGCUUCUACAACUACACCUCCUUCCUCCGGGCCGCGGAACGUUUCCCGGCGUUCGGCGGCGACGGCGACGCCGCCACACGGAAGCGCGAGGUGGCGGCGUUCCUGGCGCAGAUCUCGCACGAGACCACCGGCGGGUGGGCGACGGCACCCGACGGUCCCUACGCGUGGGGGCUCUGCUUCAAGGAGGAGAUCAGCCCGGCGAGCAACUACUGCGACAACACCACCACGGAGUGGCCGUGCGUCGCCGGCGAGUCGUACCAUGGCCGGGGACCCAUCCAGCUGUCGUGGAACUUCAACUACGGGCCGGCGGGGCAGGCGCUGGGCUUCGACGGGCUGGGCAACCCGGAGGUGGUCGCCGGUGACCCCGAGGUGGCGUUCAAGACGGCGCUGUGGUUCUGGAUGACCCCGAGGUCGCCCAAGCCGUCGUGCCACGACGUCAUGGUCGGGCGGUACCGGCCGACCGACGCCGAUGUGGCGGCGAACAGGACGGCGGGGUUCGGGCUCACGACUAACAUUAUCAAUGGCGGCAUCGAGUGCGGCAAGACUGGCGUCCCGCAGGUGGACGACCGGAUCGGCUUCUUCCGGAGGUACUGCGAGCUGCUCGGCGGCGUCGAUGUCGGUCCCAACUUGGAUUGUACUCAGCAGCAGCCCUACUCUUCUUGAUUUAGUUGAUCGAUCGAUCACCUUCCUGCUGCUGCUGCUGCUGCCUAUCUUUCAUUUCGACUCGUGUGGUACUACUCGUUGAGUUUAUCUUUCCCAACGUACGUACAAUAAUUAUAUAUGUGAUGGGGUUGCUUACAA
This is a messenger RNA of Sorghum bicolor (sorghum), 1058 nucleotides long. RefSeq names its product chitinase 10. The coding region runs from base 30 to 920 and encodes 296 amino acids. Gene Ontology annotation, biological process: carbohydrate metabolic process; cell wall macromolecule catabolic process; chitin catabolic process. Gene Ontology annotation, molecular function: chitinase activity. The record is from RefSeq and is a predicted model, not a curated record. Lineage: Eukaryota; Viridiplantae; Streptophyta; Magnoliopsida; Poales; Poaceae. The transcript has a single exon.